UAUGGCAAUUUAUUUUCCUGAAGAAUCAGAUAGAAUCAAUAAAAAAGCAGAGCAAACUAAAUAAAAGAUUCUAGAGAUGCGUAAAAUAGCAUAAGAAUAGUUCGGCAUUGUUUUUCCAGACUCUAAUCCAUUUUAAAUUAAAACAUUUGAAUAAAGGGAUUCAAUUAAAGAACUAGAUGAAAAUAUAAGGAUGUACAAAAAGAUUCAAAAAAAUAACGAUAGAGUAUUCAUUGAUUUUGAAAAAAAGAAUUAGUAUAUGUUUGAUUAGAAUUCAUUUAAAACGUUACAAUUCAUAAAAAGUUAAAAGUAAGUCAGCGAAGAAAAAAUUGAAACAUCUUGUUAAUCAUACCAAUCAUUAGUUAAUCGAACAUUAAAAUCAGUACUAUCUCAGCGUUUCGAUAAAGCCACAAAUGUUUCUAAAAAAUCCUCACCAAGAACUAUUUUUUAAAAAGAUCGUUCUUGUACUGUUCGAACUAGGACAAUUACUUUAACAAAGAGAAAAACUAUGAAUCCUUAAAAAGUAGAAUUUGAAGGUUUGAUAAAUGAGUAAAGAAGAUUAUUAUAAACAUCUCAUCUAAAAAGGUAUCACAAGGAUAAAUUACAAUAAGACUUUUAAAAUCUACUUGCAGAAUUAAAUAAUAUCAAAAUCCAUAAGGAGGAAACCAUAAUUGAAAAAUAUAAAAAAAAAUAUUUAUUUUGA
Molecule: messenger RNA, 700 nt
Organism: Paramecium primaurelia
Lineage: Eukaryota; Ciliophora; Oligohymenophorea; Peniculida; Parameciidae
Source: the annotation of a GenBank genome assembly